AUGAUUUCUGCUAAGAAAACUCCGGAGAAGAGUCGUUAUCCUGUCCACUAUCUGGUGUGGCACAACAAGCACCGACAGCUGGAGAAGGAGCUGGCGUCCAACGAGCAGACUGAUUUAGAGUCACUGGACCCCCGGGGUCGAACGCCCCUCCACCUGGCUGUCACAUUGGGCCACCUCGACUGUGCCAAAGUCCUUCUGCUGCAUGGAGCGGAUGUCAGCAAAGAAAACCGCAACGGAUGGACCGUUCUUCAGGAGGCAGUGAGCACCAGGGACCCGGAGCUGGUGCGUCUGGUGCUUCGUUACCGUGACUACCAGAGGACUGCCAAGAGGCUGGCGGGCAUCCCCAUCCUGCUGGAGAGGCUGCGCCAAGCCCAGGACUUCUAUGUGGAGAUGAAGUGGGAGUUCACCAGCUGGGUGCCCUUGGUGUCUCGCAUCUGCCCCAGUGACACCUACCGCGUGUGGAAGAGCGGCCAGAGUCUCCGCGUCGACACCACGCUGAUGGGUUUCGAACAGAUGACCUGGCAGAGGGGAAACAGGAGCUUUAUCUUCAGAGGACAAGACUCGAACGCAGAGGUGAUGGAGGUCGACCAUGACAGACAGCUGGUGUACUGCGAGACCCUCUGCGUGUCGACUCUCGCAGCACUGUCACCUGGCCGAGCCAAAGGUGGAGCCUGCAGCAACUCGCCGGCCAGUCUGGGUCUGCUGGGGGCGAUCCAGCCCAGUGAUGAGCAGGUCGCUGCUCGGCUGUCUGCCCCUGUGGUCACCACUCAACUGGACACUCGCAACAUCGCCUUCGAAAGGAAUAAAUCUGGAAUUCUGGGCUGGAGGAGUGAGAGGACUGAGACCGUGAAUGGAUACGAAGCAAAGGUUUACGCGGCAUCCAACGUGGAGCUGAUCACCCGGACCAGAACUGACCAUCUCUCGGACCAGAACAAGAACAAGACCAAAGGCGGGAAGACUCCGCUGCAGAACUUCCUUGGGAUCGCUGAGCAGCACCUGGGACCAAACAAUGGGGCGCUGGUGACUCAGAUGUCCAGCCCAGGGGUGACCAACCCCUCGGCCCUGACCGCAGAAGAGUACUUCAACCCUGGUUUGUCACCAACCCUGAAGGACAUCGGUCAUCCAUGCCAGCUGACGACCAAGACCCAGAGAUUCAAGGCCAAGCUGUGGCUCUGCGAGUCGCAUCCUCUGUCGCUGGCAGAACAAGUGGUGCCCAUCAUCGACCUCAUGGCCAUCUCCAACGCUCUCUUCGCCAAACUCAGAGACUUCAUCACGCUGCGACUGCCGCCUGGCUUCCCUGUCAAGAUCGAAAUCCCUCUCUACCACAUCCUCAACGCCAGAAUCACCUUCAGCAACCUGAACGGCUGCGAAGAGGGGACAGGUGUUCGGAACGAGAGUGAAGUCGGGGGCGAGGGUGAGUCACAGCGGGAGACGCCCAGCGCCGACACGCCCUCUCCGGGCAGCGACUCCUCCAGCGUCUCCAGCUCCAGCGUCUCCAGUUCCAGUUCAACCAUGUCAUGCCGAACCAGUGAGAUCCCCCAGUGUGUGUUUGAGCCUCCUCCUGGAUACACCAUGCUGGGAGGCAAACAGAGAGACAGCAUGAGGGAGGAAGAGGAGGACCUGCUGCAGUUCGCCAUUCAGCAGAGCCUGCUGGAGGCCGGGUCCGAGUACGACCAGGUGACCAUCUGGGAGGCGCUGACCAAUAGCAAGCCAGGAACUCACCCACUCCCCUGUGACCCGAGUCGUCUGGAGAGGCUCCCCCAGCACAAGCCCCGCCCCUCUCCCAGCCUCUGCUCCACCCCGACCAAGAAGCAGCCGCCGGCCUGCAGCUACGACGAGCAGCUCCGCAUCGCCAUGGAGAUGUCGGCACGAGAGCAAGAGGAGGCGGAGCUCCGGCGGCGGCAGGAGGAGGAGCAGCUAAAGCACAUCAUCCAGCUGUCACUCAUGGAGAAAUGAGCGGGCGACACGGCUGGCACAGAGUUGAAGCGGCGCCAACCCUCACGUGACACCGGUGCCACCGGCUCAGCUACCAUGAUACUGAUCCAACAGCUGGAGUCUUUUCUGGGGGGGUCUUUUCAAAACCAGCGUCACUCACUUUCUCAACUGUGAUCGGAGAGAAGCAUGGACCCGUGUCGACCAAAAAUAAUCAAGUUCAGUUUGGGUCAAAACGAGCGACACUUAUACCCGGUACUAGUUUUGAUUUGCACAAAAUCCCGAUGUACUGUAUUUAGCUUGAUGUCGGAUUACAAACAUGAACAGUGGGUGUCAGCACAAACUGAUCUCAGGCCAGUUCAAAGCCUGCUCAGUCUGCAGGAUGUGCAGUUUACAGCUGGAGGCAUGUGAUGGAAGUGUGUCGUCAUGUAGAGAAAAACAAAAAAAAAAGCCCAGUUUCCUGAAUAUGUGCAUCUUCUUCCAUGAGCGGAUGCGUUGUGUACCUUUGUCAGGCUUGUGUGUACAGUAUUCCAGCAUGUGUGGAUGGGUCCGGCUUGUUUUUCUAUUCAAUAAUCACCUUUUUCUUCUCAGCACAAACAUGGAGGGGCACCUCUCCCCUCUCUCUCUCUCUAUAUAUAUAUAUAUAUACAGUACAUAUAUCCUAGUUAGGCUUGCCUGUUUGAUCAAUACGGUUUUUUACUUUUUGAAAUAAGCGGAUUUUCUGCAAUAAAGGAGAUGAAGCUGAAGUGUUUUCAGGGGUGAUGCUGGGGCGUGGUUCACGUGGCGCAAAUAAAGACACCAUUUUUUUUGGAACAGCAAGUUGCAUGUUGCUUUAUUGUUGGGUUCAGUUCUGAUCUGAGCAGUCAGAAGUGGGGAAGAGGAGCUACUUUACUUUGCACUUUACCUGCAUCAGUCUUCUGGAUUUUUUCAGAUGUAUUCUCAGCGUCUGUCUCGACUAGUUUUUAACAAGUGGCAGGUGAGGCUUCGUGAAAGUGUCCUCAUUUUCAGUGCACACUAGAUGGCACUCUCUGCUCUAAAAUCCUUUCGCUUUGCGCAACCAUUUCAAUUAGAUCAUUUUCAAACCAAGAGCACCACCUACUGAGCUCCGAAAAUGAGAACCAGGUUUCAUGAAGCCUUAUCAGUACAUCACUGGCUGAAAAGCAAAGCUCCAGCACUGAUCUUAGUGAGUCCUGGUCUCAACAUGUUUCAUUGGUGAUUUAGUUUUUGGUGCUCGACACUGGUGCAUGACAAUGGUAUGAAAAUCCAGCUCAGCUUGCUUUUCUGUUCUACACCCCCAUCCAUUCUCAGCUCAGCACGCAUACAUUUAAAUAUAAAACAUGCAUGAACUUUUAUAUCAAAUUCUUUGGCUUUGCUUUUUCUGAUUUAUUUUUCAUAAAAUAUCUUUAAAUGUAGAUUUGACCUGUGAUUCUGGAGCUCAUAACCAUUAUCAAAUGUCAUUUUGGCAAGUCGAUUUUAAGCCUUCAAAAACCAAAGAUGUAUUUAUUUUUGAACAACGAAAAAAAAUUACGUUUU
Messenger RNA from Synchiropus splendidus (mandarinfish), 3465 nucleotides. RefSeq names its product ankyrin repeat domain 13B (gene ankrd13b). Gene Ontology annotation, cellular component: cytoplasm. Gene Ontology annotation, molecular function: protein binding. The transcript has 15 exons. Lineage: Eukaryota; Metazoa; Chordata; Actinopteri; Syngnathiformes; Callionymidae. The record is from RefSeq and is a predicted model, not a curated record. Bases 1 to 1956 code for a protein of 651 amino acids.